GUCAAGCGUGACCGCAUCAAGAUGAUCAGUGAGCUCCUUCAGGUCUUCGAUGGUUCCUCCGUGGCCUCUGACUUGGCGCAGGUCAAGUCCCUCACCGAAGAGAAGGAGCGUUUGGGCAAGGAGCUCGACGCCGAACGCCCCUUGGAGGACCAGGUCGCCUCCCUCACCACGAGGCUGCGGAACUCCCGUGCCAAGGCCAAGUGCCUACGCGAGGAGCACGUUCAGAAACAGCUGGUCAUCGACGAGCUGGUUGCCAAGCAGGCGGUGCUCCAGCUGCUGCCGAAGGUCUCGGUCAACGUCAAGCAGCUUGGCGAGUUGGCCGCGGAGCUCGGCCUGGACCCCAGCCUUCAGGCGCAGCUGGAGGCGGCGGCCAAAGUCUUCGGGAUGCUCCAUGAGCUUCCCCAGGCGAAGCCGCCGGCGGCACAGGUGCAGGUUCUCGCUGAGAGAGCUGCCAGAGACGACAUGGGUAUCGGCACCGACCUCAUGGAGUCCUCCGGGCUGCGGGAGGCGUUGGACGCGGCAGGACUCACGCAGCCUGACGAUGCCACCGGCGCGGACAUGCGGAUGGCGCACAAGCGUGUCCUGGACUCUUUUACGCGCGCGGCUACGGAGCACAAGAGGAAGAAGAAG
Prorocentrum cordatum is the source of this 630-nucleotide messenger RNA. The record is from the annotation of a GenBank genome assembly. NCBI's taxonomy places the organism in Eukaryota, Dinophyceae, Prorocentrales, Prorocentraceae.